This is a messenger RNA of Chanos chanos (milkfish), 1044 nucleotides long. It is a transcript of the gene abhd17ab, whose product is annotated as abhydrolase domain containing 17A, depalmitoylase b. Gene Ontology annotation, biological process: regulation of postsynapse organization; protein depalmitoylation. Gene Ontology annotation, molecular function: palmitoyl-(protein) hydrolase activity. Gene Ontology annotation, cellular component: endosome membrane; plasma membrane. Lineage: Eukaryota; Metazoa; Chordata; Actinopteri; Gonorynchiformes; Chanidae. The record is from RefSeq and is a predicted model, not a curated record.
AUGGACUAUCUGAUUAGUGAGCUCUGCUGCUUGUUGUGCCCCCCCUGCCCAAGCCGCAUUGCUGCCAAGCUAGCCUUCCUACCCCCUGAGCCCACCUAUGCCCUUCUGCCCGAUUUGGAGGCGGGGACGGUACCAACUGGUUCAGUGGGGACAUCUGGCCUCCGCUCCCGAGGGGGUGGAGGUGGCGGAGGGGCCAGUGGAGGAGGGGGUGGGAGUGUGGCUGGAGAGGGAAGGUGGAAGCUUCAUCUCACAGAGCGUGCAGAAUUCCAGUAUUCCCAAAGAGAGCUGGAUGCCACGGAAGUUUUCCUGACGCGAUCCAGCCGGGGUAACAAAGUGGGCUGCAUGUACAUCCGUUGUGCCCCAACUGCCAGGUUCACCGUAUUGUUCUCUCACGGCAACGCUGUGGAUCUGGGCCAGAUGAGUAGCUUUUACAUUGGUCUGGGAACACGCAUUAACUGCAACAUCUUCUCCUACGACUACUCUGGUUAUGGUGUGAGCACAGGGAAGCCGUCAGAGAAGAACCUGUACGCGGACAUCGAUGCCGCGUGGCAGGCUUUACGCACAAGAUAUGGCAUUAGCCCGGAGAACAUCAUCUUGUAUGGGCAGAGCAUUGGCACUGUACCAACAGUCGACCUGGCGUCAAGAUACGAGUGUGCCGCCGUGGUCCUGCACUCACCUUUGACCUCUGGAAUGAGGGUGGCCUUCCCUGACACCAAGAAGACCUACUGCUUCGACGCUUUCCCCAACAUCGAGAAAGUGUCCAAAAUCACGUCGCCGGUCCUGAUCAUCCACGGGACCGAAGACGAGGUGAUCGACUUCUCUCACGGGCUGGCCCUGUUUGAGCGCUGCCCCAAAGCCGUGGAGCCGCUGUGGGUGGAGGGGGCCGGCCACAACGACAUCGAACUGUACAGUCAGUACCUGGAACGCCUCCGACGCUUUAUCGGCCAGGAGCUGGCGGCCCAACACGCCUGAGUAGUCCUCCCUCUCGCACCUCCUCUGGGUCCCUCCUUAUAUAUCCGAGGGAGAGCCGGUCGGCUCUCUUUG